AUGACAGAAAGUGUUGGGCGGGAAGAGUCAAGAUGGAUAACAACUGUUAUUAUGAGUACAGCUCUGCAGAAUCACGAAAUUUCUACACUUCUACGGAGUCAACAACACCGAGUUCGAUAUUCAGAUUCGGUGGAAAUUGGAUCUGUGAUAUUCUCUCUUUCUGGGGUUGCAUUUAUACUGGCAGAUACUCAAGACUUACUUACGACAGGAGAAGAGCAGUUUUUAGACCGCGUUCAGAAGUUCAUAAACAUUCAUCGGAAUAGUUUUUUAGUCUUGUCAGCUGUCCUUCACGGACCAGAAGAAUGGAAUAUAAUGUUCAGGAUUCAGAGAAGAUUCCUGGGCAGUAAUUUACGUAUCAUUCCAGUUCAUAAUACAGCUGAGACUGUUAAGUUUAUGCUAACUAUAGCUAAGAUAACUUCCAAGCCACGCGCAGAUGAUAUUCAUUACAAAAUGGCAAUGGCAAAAGCCCACAUAAUAGAAAAGAGUCCAGUUUGGAAGAUGCUUCAGCAGUACCAGUUGCACUGUAAUUAAUUCAGUGUUUGGUUGUUGGUGGUGGUGUUUUUUUUUUUUAAUUCAUAAAAUAUAACAGCUACAUUUUAAACAAAAUAAAUGCUCUUAAAAUAUAUUGUUACAUUUUCAAAAGACUGUAUACAACUUGCGCAUUUGGAAUUAAAACAUUAGUUGUAUAUUAAACAACUAUACUGUGCAAAACUGGCAUACAUCUGUAUGUCAUAUAUUAUACCAAAUAUGCAUUCUAACAAAAAAGAAAAUAAAUUUAUGCUUUAACUGCACUAUAGAGAAGUCAUCCUUAUUUCAGCUUGACUCUGAACAUAUGGGCUUAUCUGUACGUAACUGUUUCCCAAAAUAAUUAAAAUACUUAAUAAGCCGUAAGGAAAAAUUUCAUCAUUAAAGAUAAGGAUGAUCAAAAUAAUUCCAAAAUAGAUUUCUCAUGCAUAA
Molecule: messenger RNA, 957 nt
Organism: Struthio camelus australis
Lineage: Eukaryota; Metazoa; Chordata; Aves; Struthioniformes; Struthionidae
Gene: C8H1orf146
Product: chromosome 8 C1orf146 homolog
Biological process (GO): reciprocal meiotic recombination; synaptonemal complex assembly
Cellular component (GO): chromosome
Source: RefSeq, a predicted model, not a curated record